Lampris incognitus (smalleye Pacific opah) is the source of this 5105-nucleotide messenger RNA. RefSeq names its product NLR family CARD domain-containing protein 3-like. The record is from RefSeq and is a predicted model, not a curated record. Lineage: Eukaryota; Metazoa; Chordata; Actinopteri; Lampriformes; Lampridae. The coding region runs from base 1177 to 3861 and encodes 894 amino acids. The transcript has 12 exons. Gene Ontology annotation, molecular function: protein binding.
GAUUUCCAUUAUCUUCCAUUACAUCUUGAAUGGACCAGAUACCCUUCUCCAUCCAGUCUUUAUAAAAAAAAGAUUUUCUUUUAAUUAAGAUGCAUCUAUUGUUCCAAACUGGCAUAUUGUGCGGGGUAAAGUUAUACAUCGAUGCCAAGACACACCUUGGAGCGGUGUGUCUUGGCAUCGAUGAAGGUGGACGGCCUCUCAGUGCUCCAGCCUCCUUGUUAAGACGAAAGGCCCUUUAUGUCUGAGCCGAGGGGCGGGGCCGGCUCUCUCUGCCUCCCCCUCACUCACCCACUCACCCACUCGCACACACAGACCCAGAGAGCGUGCUCUUAGUGGCAAUGGUGGAGAGAGAACUAAACAGUCAGAAGUCUGGUUAAACGUCACUAGAGUCGAUGCUGGCAAUGCUCGUUGCCACAAGUGCAGCAAGUCUUCUGCAUGUCAGGGCAGAGACACGAGCAGUCUGUCCAAACAUCCAGCGGAAGUGCAUCAAAUACAGGUGAAGAAAUGCAGCUUUCGGCUGCCUAGCUCGUAGUUCAUCUCUCGUUGGCCUUCUGUGGUGAUGCUAAGGGACCGCUCCAAGACACUCGUCUGUUAGCAUUUGUUUUUUGUUGCGUUUUUCAUUCAUGUACAGAUCAAUCUCACAAAAAGAAACAGAACAUAAAACAACAACAACAAGACAACAACAUGGGGUAUCAUACAACAAUCAACAGGGCACUAAACAAAUAUAUUUAAGGCUUGGGGGGGGCUCUCUCCCUCUCUCUCUCUCUCUCUCUCUCUCCCCCUCUCCCCUCCCUCUCCGUCUUCAUUAGUUUUUUACUUUCACUUUGUGACCUCGGGGUAGAAAUGUGUAGCAGCAGGAGCAGUAAAAGUGGGUUGUAAUCCACAGCAACACAACAGUCUCAUAGUGGGAUAUUCUUCCAUGACUUGGUUUUAGUGGAUCUCUGUUGCUGUUGACGUCUUCCUGCUUCAUCUAGCGGACAAUCAGAAUAAUGCAUCCAGGACCCACCAAAGAGAAUAAGAAGCAUCUUCUCUCUGUGUGUCCUCUACUGAUGAAGACAGAAGGUCUGUUUGACUUGAUGUGGACCUGAGUUCACCAGUGGUAUCCAGACAGAACCAACAGCAGCCAACAGGUUAUAGUGUGUUGUCUCUCCUCAUUCUGUUGGUCUACACUCUGCUAUGAAUGUGUCUGAGGAGAGAGAGGAGGGAGGUCCUCCCUCGAAAACCACUCUGUCUGGGGAACAUGGCAGCCAGACCAAAGCUAAGAGCCCAGUCCAGCAGGAGAGACCAGACUCCCCUGUACCCAGCUGUGUGUCCAUCAAGAGUGACCAGUCUAUGCAUCUACCUAUUCAUUUCAAAGAUGGACACCACUCUACUGAACAGAGAGACCACCAGGAGAGGUCAGAGGUUCUCAGUGGUCAGUCUGUCCAGGAGCAUCAAACAGACCUGGACUCCAUAUUUAUGCUGCUUGAGGAGAACAUUGUCACUUUUGUGAAGAAGGAGCUGAAGAGGUUCCAGAAGGAUCUGAGUCCAGAUUACCCAGAGUGCUUAGAGAGACAGAGGGAGGAGGAGGAGGAGCAGAGGAGGAGUCCCAGAGAGGCACUUCUGAAGAUCACACUGCACUUCCUGAGGAGUAUGAAGCAGGAGGAGCUGGCUGACUCUCUGGAGAGCAAAACCCCUGUUCCCUUGUGCCGGAGUCACCUGAAAGCAGCUCUGAAGGAGAAGUUUCAGUGUUUGUUUGAGGGUGUUGCUAAACCAGGAGAGUCAACACUUCUGAAUCAGAUCUACACAGAGCUCUACAUCACAGAGGGAGGGAGUGGAGAGGUCAAUAAUGAACAUGAGGUCAGAAAGAUUGAAACAGCGUCCAGGAAACCAGCGAGACCAGAAACACCGAUCAAAUGUGAAGACAUCUUUAAACCCUUACCUGGACAAGAUAAACCAAUCAGAACAUUGAUGACAAGGGGAGUGGCUGGCAUCGGGAAAACAGUCUUAACACGGAAGUUCACUCUGGAUUGGGCUGAAGACAAAACCAACCACAAUAUACACUUCACAUUUCCAUUCACGUUCAGAGAGCUGAAUGUGCUGAAAGAUAAAAAGUUCAGCUUGGUGGGACUUCUUCAUCACUUCUUUAUUGAAACCAAAGAAGCAGGAAUCUGCAGCUUUGACCAGUUCCAAGUUGUGUUCAUCUUUGAUGGUCUGGAUGAGUGUCGACUUCCUCUGGACUUCCAGAACAAUGAGAUCUGGACUGAUGUCACAAAGUCCACCUCAGUGGACGUGCUGCUGACAAACCUCAUCAAGGGGAAACUGCUUCCCUCUGCUCGCCUCUGGAUAACGACACGGCCUGCAGCAGCCAACCAGAUCCCUCCUGAGUGGGUUGACAUGGUGACGGAGGUGAGAGGGUUCAAUGAUCCACAGAAGGAGGAGUACUUCAGGAAGAGGUUUAGAGAUGAGGAGCAGACCAGAAGAAUCAUCUCACACAUCAAGACAUCACGAAGCCUCUACAUCAUGUGUCACAUCCCAGUCUUCUGUUGGAUCACUGUUACAGUUCUCGAUCACGUGUUGAGAACAGAUGAGAGAGGAAAGAUACCCAAGACCCUGACUGAGAUGUACAUCCACUUCCUGGUGGUUCAGUCCAUCCAGGGGAAUGUGAAGUAUCAUGGGAGAUCUGAAACAGAGCCACACUGGAAUACAGAAAGCAGGAAGAUGAUUGAGUCUCUGGGAAAACUGGCCUUUGAACAGCUGGAGAAAGGCAACCUGAUCUUCUAUGAAGCAGACCUGACAGAGUGUGGCAUUGAUAUCAGAGCAGCCUCAGUAUAUUCAGGAGUGUUCACACAGAUCUUUAAAGAGGAGUGUGGGCUGUACCAGGACAAGGUCUUCUGCUUUGUCCAUCUGAGCAUUCAAGAGUUUCUGGCUGCUCUUUAUGUCUUUCUCUCAUUCAUCAACACUGGAGUCAUUCUGCUGUCAGCAACACAGUCAACCUCCUACUGGCUUAAACUAUUUGGAAAUAAACCAGACCUCUACCUGACAGCAGUGGACAAGGCGUUAGAGAGUCCAAACGGACAUCUGGACUUGUUCCUGCGCUUCCUCCUGGGCCUCUCACUGGAACCCAAUCAGAAUCUCCUACGAGGCCUGCUGAGAAAGACAGGAAGUAAAUCACAGACCACUCAGCAAACAGUCCGGUACAUCCAGAAGAAGAUCAGGGGGAAUCUCUCUCCAGAAAGAAGCAUCAAUCUGUUCCACUGUCUGAAUGAACUGAAUGAGCAUUCCCUAGUGGAGGAGAUCCAACAGUACCUGACAUCAGGAAGACUCUCCACAGACCGGCUCUCUCCUGCUCAGUGGUCAGCUCUGGUCUUCAUCUUACUGUCUUCAGAAGAGGAGCUGGACGUGUUUGACCUGAAGAAAUACUCUGCUACAGAGGAGGGUCUUCUGGGGCUGCUGCCAGUGGUCAAAGCCUCCAGUACAGCUCUGUUGAGUUCCUCUAAUCUGUCAGACAGAAGCUGUGAAGUUUUGUCCUCAGUUUUCAGCUCCAACUCCUCUAGUGUGAGAGAGCUGGACCUGAGUAACAAUGAUCUGCAGGAUUCAGGAGUGAAGCUGCUCUCUGCUGGACUGGGGAGUCCACAAUGUAGACUGGAAACUCUCAGGUUGUCGGGCUGUCUGGUCACAGAGGAAGGUGUUUUUUCUCUGCUCUCAGCUCUGAGCUCCAACCCCUCCCAUCUGAGAGAGCUGGACCUGAGCUACAACCAGCCUGGAGACUCAGGAGGGAAGCUGCUCUCUGCUGGACUGGAGGAUCCACACUGGAGACUGGACACUCUCAGGCUGGACCAUGCUGGAGUGUGCAGGUUGACACCAGGUGUGAGGAAGUAAGCCUGUGAAUUCACACUGGACCCAAACACAACACACAGAGACCUCCUUCUGUCUGAGGACAACAGAAAGGUGACAUGGUGGAGAGAGGAGCAGUCGUAUCCUGAUCAUCCAGACAUAUUUGACUCCUGGAGACAGGUUCUAUGUAGAGAGAGUCUGACUGACCGCUGUUACAUGGAGGUACAGUGGAAAGGAUAUGUUCGUAUAGGAGUGACUUACAGAGGAAUCAGAAGGAGAGGAGGAGGUGAUGACUGUCUGCUUGGAUAUAAUAAAAAGUCCUGGAAUCUGUCCUGCCGUAGUGAUAGAUACAAUGUCUGUCAUAAUAAUAGAGUAACAGAGAUACGUAUCUCCCCCUCCUCCUCUGACAGAGUAGGAGUGUAUCUGGACUGGUCUGCUGGAACUCUGUCCUUCUACAGAGUCUACUCUGACACACUGACACACCUCCACACCUUCACCUCCACAUUCACUGAACCUCUCCAUUUUGUGUUUAGGUUGUGGUCACGUGACUCAUCAGUGUGUGCGUGUGUUAGAUAGAGGAGGUAGAGACGCCUCCUGUGUCCUGGAGGAACACUCACACUCCUGCCCAAACACACCUAAAGAGUGAUAGAUCACACUGUACACACACACACACACACACAAAUACAGACAGUGUGACCAAAGAUGUGUGUUUUGGGGUUGUAAUAGUUGUGUGGUGUGUUUAAUGUGUGUUGGAUGUAUGCUUCAUUGAUUCAGUUUCUGCAUUUUACUCAUGCUUAUCUACUCAUAUAUUUUCGUGAUGUGUGUGUGUGUGGUGUUAGUGUAGAUAGCGGGACCGAAAACUAAAGCACUUACGAUCCUAAUUCUUUUUGGAGGUGGUAGGUAUUGUUCCAGAGAGUAAGGGAAAAAUCCCAGAAAAUUAAAAUUAUGCAUAAUUAUGCAUAAAUAUGCAAAAUGUGCAUUUUUUCUAAAAAUGGCCAAAAACCACUUUUCUCGUCAUUUCAGAUGAUUCUGAGCAUCUUUGAUUUUUUCACCUAUAUACAUUUUUUUUCUGGGACUUGUUUUGGCAUUAUGCAAAAUAGAUGCAUUUUUGCAAAAAUGCACUUAUGAUCCUAAUUUUUUUUGGAGGUGGUAGGUAUUGUUCCAGAGAGGACCAGAAAAAUAGCAGAAAAUUGAAAUAUAGUUAUAAUAAUUAUGCAUAAUUAUGCAAAAUAUGCAUUUUCUAAAAAUGGCUAAACACCACUUUUCUCGGCAUUUCAGAUGAUUCUGAG